Messenger RNA from Cydia strobilella, 4054 nucleotides. RefSeq names its product ras-related and estrogen-regulated growth inhibitor-like protein. The coding region runs from base 387 to 1109 and encodes 240 amino acids. Lineage: Eukaryota; Metazoa; Arthropoda; Insecta; Lepidoptera; Tortricidae. The record is from RefSeq and is a predicted model, not a curated record. The transcript is spliced from 7 exons. Gene Ontology annotation, molecular function: GTPase activity; GTP binding.
UCUCGGUAUUAAGGCAGUGACAGCGAAAAUUAGGCUCCGGAUUCCUUAGAUAUUUUUGUAUGCACAAAAAGCGCGGAGGGCGGGCGGCGUGGCUCGCUACAACGCCGUAUAUAUAUAGACGGGACGGCUGCGCGGCGCCCAGUCGUUCGCCGUCGCUCGCCAGCGCCCCAUGUCGGAGCUUGCGCUUUGACAGCUUUCUAGCAUUUCUAUUACAUUUUCACAAAUUUCUCUUGAAAAGACUGAACUGAUAAACAUUGUGUAGGUCGGGAUAAAUUGGUGUGUUUUGUGGAUCGGUUGAGACUGUUUGCUGUGAUUCGCCGGUGGGUUAGCUGUCCAGGCCCCUGUCUGCCAUUGUUCACGCCGCCAGUUAUUUGAAAAUUCCAAAUAUGAAGGACGAACGUGCGAGUCCGCCGCGGGUGCGCGUCGCAGUUCUCGGCAGCUCACGAGUGGGAAAGUCAGCUCUUAUUGUAAGAUACCUAACAAGACGAUACAUUGGAGAAUAUCAUUCAAAUACAGAUUUAUUAUACAGACAGACAGUUCAAAUAAACAGCAGCCCGGUGGAAUUAGAAGUAAUAGAUGUCUCAGGCUCAAACUCGGACAAAUUUCCCGCAGAACAGAUCCAAUGGGCAGACGCAUGCCUGGUCGUGUACUCGGUGACGGAUAGGAGCAGCUUCGAGUAUGCCACGGAAGUCCUGAAAGCCCUGAGGAGAACCCCCGCCACCGCAAGCCCGGCGCACGGGCCCACGGGUGCUAGCACACCCAUGCCCCUAGCCCUUUUAGGAAAUAAGACAGACUUGGACCAUUUGAGACAGGUAACGACUCAAGAUGGUCAGAGCAUAAGUGCUGCCCAUAACGCAUCGUUCAGCGAGGCGAGCGUGGCCGACAAUUCCGGCGACCUGUACCGCUGCGUGGACCGGCUGCUCGCCGAGGUGCGCACGCCUCUGCGCACACGCAAGUUCUCCGUCACCAAGAUGCUGGGCUCUCUUAUAGAAGUAUUUUACACAGGUGGCGCCACGAACAACAGCCAAGCGAGUCGCAGCGGAUCGAUGGUGGCGUGCCCGCGCGUGCCCACGCCGUCGCGGCCGCCGCUGGCCGCCGCGGCGCCCUGACCGCCCGCCGCGCCCGCGCACCGCGCGCGUUGAUGCCUCGCCGGCGCGGGCGCCGUAUGGCUGGCCUGCCUGCCCGUGCCCACCCGCUUCGCCGCCGCGCCGCUCUCUGCCACCAUGUGAUUUGCUACUCGUUACCGUACUUCAGUCGGCCUACAUUGAUGUACAUUUUAAUGAACUGAAUAUACUUGUACAGAUCUGAUUUUAAAGAAAACUGCAAGAGUUUGUGAGAUUUAUGUGUCGACUAAUUUUCAAGUAGGAUAUGGUUUAAGAAUAAAAUUGUUAAAAAUAUUGAAGUUAGUUGAGGCAUAAUGGUAAAGUGCACCUUUAACAAACAAUGGUGCUGAUCUCUAUUGAUGAAGGGGAAGUCAACCAGAAGAGAACAAUGAGUAAUAUCAUGAAAAGUCCACGUCAUACGGAAAAAAUAGUUAUAGACGUAUCUGAGAUAUAUUCUUAAUUGAUGUUGUACCUAAUCAUAAGCGAGUAACUUUUCGAGAUACUCAUCCAUAUUACGGUGCAGUAAGAAGUUGGAGGACAAGAAAACACCGUUGCUGAACAUUAGCUAUCUCACCAAACAAGCCAAAGAUGGUAAUUGCUAGUCUUACAUUAAUAUAUAAAUUAUGAAAUUGUAAAUAUAUUUGUUAUAGUUAUAGAUAAACAUUUAAGAUAACCUAAUAACCUAAUAUAGAUGUUAAUUUUAUAAUGUUCUGGCAGCCGUAUCAUGAUUCGAUAAAGCAUUCAGAAUUCGCACUUUUGCUGAAACUAAUGGUUAUUUUAUCGAUGGCGAUUCAAGUCUGUCAUUGUACAGUCGAGUUCAUAAAUAUGUAUAAAUUUUUCACCUUAUUGCAAAUAUUGCAAUUGAUUAAAGUGAAGAAAUUUAUACAUAUUUAUGAACUCAACCAUACACAUACUGGGUAUUUAUAUAUAAAAGAAAAAUAAUUCUGCAGUAAAGAGAAGCGUUAUGUUAUGAAAUUUUUGAUGGAAGUUAACUACUGUUGAUAUAAUUAAUGGUUUUAAAAUUUUAUUAAUAAAUAAGACAAUAAAUCCCAUACCUACAAAAAAAGUUUACUAUUAUAUAUAUGUAAUCAUUGAAAACAGAGUAUUAAACAAUAUCUCUCAUCUCCAUUUUAUACCCAUUACUAAAUAUAAUAACUCCUCAUUGUCUUGAUAACAAACUAUACAGGUAGGUAAGGUACUUACCUACGCACUCAAAAUGUUCUUAUAUUCCAAAUGAUGGAAUAAUAAGAUUUUGUAGUAUAUCAGUAUUUGCGUAGCUGUCUAAAUGUCUACAUUAUAUCUCAAAAGUAUACAAACCAAAGUAUCAUUAUAAUAUGUAGGUAAUUCUCUUAAUAGAUUAUUCAAUUUCUGGUCUAAAAUCUGAUCUUAAUCGUUGUAAAGCAACUAUUAUAAACCAUGAACCUAGCUUUAAACUAAUGAUCCAACAUGUCUAAUAAUUUAAUAUAUGUCUCCCAUAUAUAUGCUGUUUAGAAAUAAGGAUAUAUGGACAAAUAUCUCGUAUCUCGAUGUCUUUGCUUGUUAUAGAAAAAAUACAAGGGUACGAAACUAGAAUCUAGUGAAACAUUGUUUGUUGAUAUGUGUAGAUAGGGCUCAGAACUGUGCCAAAAAUGGUAACUAUUCGGAUACUAGGUGAACAAGUGUGAUAUCUACACUAAGUGUUAUAUUAGAAAAAGGGUGUUCUGAUUCUUAUGUAGGUACCUAGCCUAUAUACUUAUGACUAUAUGCAUGUACUCUAAAUAAUGGCCUAAAUGAAUUUUAGUAGGUAAGUGUAUACUCUUUCUUACUAGUUUUCUACUUUUGCACAGUAUUAAAAGUCUCAUUUUACUUUGUCCGUAUAAACUUGCUUCAAAAAUAAAAAAAAUACGUCAAACUGUCUCUACACCUACAAAAUCACUUGAUGUUGGUGCUGUUAUUGUAAAACUAGUCCUUGUUGUUAACCCAUAAAAUAGUAUUGAAGAAGAUGUUAGAAGGCAAAUUUAAUGUUAAUAAUGUUUACAAACAGUUUAAAUAUGUGGUAUAAGAUGUGCACUUGUGCUUGGGGUAUUUGAAUUUCCGUUGACCCUAUAUCUGUCCAAUAAAUAUUUAUGAAAUAUAAAGCUUAUAGUUAGCUGUAUUUAUAAAUUAUCUAUAUUUCUCAACAUAAUACCAACAAUCAUGACAGUUUGGGUUUCUUUUUAUAAUAAAAUGAAUUUUAUUUCGGACAUAAAGGACAUAAUCUUUUGAUCUCUUUGAUUGUUCCUAAGUUCUGAUGAGAUUUGAGAUGGAAAUGUAACGGUAUACUUAAUAAAACUGUGCCAACUGAUCGAGAGCCAUAGUCGAUAUGACAACGUACAUACAUAACAAAACCACUGAUGUUGUUAUCAUUAAAAGUUAUUAAAUAUUUGCUGCCGAUUUUAUAAGCUGAUGUAUGUUAUUAUUCAAAAUAUACCAAAAAAUAUGUAAGUCUUAAAAUAAAAUUUUGUGUCAUCAGUGACAAUUAUUUGGUGAUAACAGGGAUCGUAACCGGAAUAACUUAAAAUCAAAAUAUCACGCAGCAUUCCAAAUAUUUCUUUGAUAUUGAAGAAUGGUAUUUAGGUAAGGAGUAUCAGUUAUCAAAUCACCUAAAUGAAAUGGAAAAAUAUACAUAAACAACCGAGAUACCGAAAUAUGAAUACCGGUUAAUUUGUAUGAAAAAUAUACCGGUAUUCGAUCCCUGGGUGAUAAUAAUAACGAUAUGGUGAGCUGUCAAAAAACGUCAGGAAAUACUUAAAAACAAUAGGUACCAGUACGUACAUAUUCCAUGGGCGUGCAUUGCAUUUAUGUGUUGAUAGUAUAAAAUAUGAUUUAAAAUAUAAAGACUAAAAAGUCGGAACUGAUUGGAAUAAGUUGUAAAUAAAUUUUAAUUGUCUAGCUUUAAUAUGACAUAUUUAAAAUAAACUUUAUUAAACUAU